Pseudogymnoascus verrucosus is the source of this 237-nucleotide messenger RNA. RefSeq lists its product as uncharacterized. The transcript is spliced from 2 exons. The record is from RefSeq and is a predicted model, not a curated record. Lineage: Eukaryota; Fungi; Ascomycota; Leotiomycetes; Thelebolales; Thelebolaceae. Gene Ontology annotation, molecular function: protein binding. Bases 1 to 237 code for a protein of 78 amino acids.
AUGGAAGUAGGGGACGGGCUUAGAGUGACAGCGCUAUACGUGGCGGCUACAACUGGGGACGAGGCUGCGGCGCAGAUACUGCUUAAGAAUGGGGCGGACAUUGAGGCGAAAAUUAAAUUGGGGAGCAUGUUCGAAGGUCCGGCGGUAUUGGCUCCAUCUUUUACAGGGCAAGAAGCUGUGCUGGACUUUCUGUUGAGAGCCGCGAAGAAAUUACUAGUUGAGAAAGAAGCGGAUUAA